This is a messenger RNA of Ictidomys tridecemlineatus (thirteen-lined ground squirrel), 1642 nucleotides long. It is a transcript of the gene Ecsit, whose product is annotated as ECSIT signaling integrator. Gene Ontology annotation, biological process: cell surface receptor protein serine/threonine kinase signaling pathway; innate immune response. NCBI's taxonomy places the organism in Eukaryota, Metazoa, Chordata, Mammalia, Rodentia, Sciuridae. The record is from RefSeq and is a predicted model, not a curated record. Gene Ontology annotation, cellular component: mitochondrion.
GACCGUGACCCGGAAGCCUUCUGGGCCAACAUGGCGGCGCCCAGCAGCGACACGGAGCCGGCCUGGGGUCCUCGGCCUGCUGCCUGAGCAGAUGGGAUAGUUGACUCAGAAGUUAAGGCUCUCGCUCGAGGUCACACAGCAAGUUGUCAUUGAGACGGGAAUUGGAAUCUGCGUCUGGCUGUUUCUUCGAGGGACCCUGAAUCCUGGCAGCCAGCCUCAGAGUCCAGGUGGCUGUCCAACCGGCGGAGGUAUGAGCUGGGUGCAAGCCAUCCUUCUGGCCCGAGGCCUCUCAAGGGGCUGGGGAGGCAUCUGUGGGGCUGCCCUCACUGGAGCCCCCUUCUCUCAGGUGCUCCCCCAGGCCUUGCGGGGCCUCCACUGUAGUACAGCCACCCACAACUCUGAAAUGUCACUGGUUCCUCAUCCACCUGAGCCCCCGAAGAAGCCCAUUAAGGCCCCGGCGCCCCAUGAGGAGCUGUUUAGGCAGGAACCAGGUGGGGAGCGAGACAAAGCAAGCUUCGUGCGGGCUGUGCAGAAUUUUGGGCAGUACAAUGUGCGCAAGCGUGGCCACGUUGACUUCAUCUACCUGGCCCUGCGUAAGAUGCGGGAGUAUGGCGUUGAACGGGAUCUGACCGUCUACAACCUUCUCCUGGACAUCUUCCCCAAGGAGGUCUUCCGGCCUCGCAGCGUUAUCCAGCGCAUCUUCCUCCACUAUCCUCGGCAGCAGGAGUGUGGGAUUGCUGUCCUGGAGCAGAUGGAGAAUCACGGAGUGAUGCCCAACAAAGAGACAGAGUUUCUGCUGAUCCAGAUAUUUGGACGUAAAAGCUACCCCAUGCUCAAGUACCUGCGUAUGCGGCUAUGGCUCACCCGCUUCAAGAACAUCAAUCCCUUCCCUGUGCCCCGUGACCUGCCCCAGGACCCCGUGGACCUGGCUAAGCUGGGCCUGCGGCACAUAGAACCUGACCUCAGUGCCAGGAUCACAGUAUACCAGAUGCCUUUGUCUGAUGAUUUGACAGGUACAGAAGAUCCCAUCCAGCCACACAUCGUAGGUAUCCAGAGUCCCGAUCAGCAAGCAGCUCUGGCCCACCAUAACCCAGCACGGCCUGUCUUCGUUGAGGGUCCCUUCUCCCUGUGGCUCCGCAGCAAGUGUGUGUAUUACCACAUCCUCAGAGCUGACUUGCUGCCCCCUGAAGAGAGGAAAGUGGAAAAGAUUCCAGAGGAAUGGAACCUCUACUACCCAAUGCAACUGGACCUGGACUAUGGAAGAAGUGGCUGGGAUGACUAUGAAUUUGACAUUGAUGAAGUGGAAGAAGGACCCAUCUUCGCCAUGUGCAUGGCAGGUGCUCACGACCAGGCGACACUAGCCAAGUGGAUACAGGGCCUGCAGGAGACUAAUCCAGCCCUGGCCCAGAUUCCAGUGAUCUUUCGCCUGGCAGGGUCCACAGGGGAGCUCUUGACAUCUUCAGGGCUGGAAGAGCCACCCCGGCCCCUGUGCGAGGUCCAGGAGGAAGAUGAUGAUCACCGGAAGCAACAGCAGCAGGGCCGGAGUUGAGUGUGAGCGGGCAGUAGGGCACAGGCAGAAGACUGGUGCGAAAGCACAAGAUGACCUUUGAGUGUACAGCAAAUAAAAGUUUUCCUGCUUGGG